AUGACGGUGCUGCAGCACGCCCCGUGCGUCGGACGCCACGUCGUUACCGAAAAGACCCUCCACUGCCGCUCCACCGACGUACCGCCUCGCGCCGGAGCAUCCGUUCCCGAAACCGGUGGGGGAUGUGAUCGGAGCCCUCCGCCAUCUGCACCAGAACGCGGCGGCGCUCUCUAUCAAUCCGAGCCGUCUUGUGAUCCUGGGCGUUCAUGCUGUGGCACGCCGGCCCUUGCCGCGGCGAUGCUGCUGCGGAACACGAAGCAGCCGCCUUUGGUUAAGGAGUUGGUGCUGGUGGCGCCAUGGCUCGACGACAGGUCGAGGACGGAGGGUGUGGGACGGUUGCUGAUAUGGACGGCGGCGGUGAAUGCCUGGGCGUGGGGCCUGUAUAUGGACAAUGUUAUGGCGCGGUACGGCAAUGUGGAGGAGGUGGUGGCGCCGGGGAGAGCAGCGAACGUUGCGGGGCUGCCGAGGAUGUAUAUCGACGCCGAGAAGUUUGAUCACGCGCUUUGGGACUGCGCACGGUUUGUUCAGCGCGUGAAGGAUGCCGGGGGUGAAGCUAGGUUGCGCAUGUAUAAGGGCGUGCCCCAUGCCUUUGAAUGGGAAGCUCCAACGGCCAAGGUGACGAUGACAGCGAUGAACAAUCGGGUGGAUGUUUUCCGGAAUCUUUAG
Chaetomium globosum CBS 148.51 is the source of this 666-nucleotide messenger RNA. RefSeq lists its product as uncharacterized. Bases 1 to 666 code for a protein of 221 amino acids. The record is from RefSeq and is a predicted model, not a curated record. Lineage: Eukaryota; Fungi; Ascomycota; Sordariomycetes; Sordariales; Chaetomiaceae. Gene Ontology annotation, molecular function: hydrolase activity. The transcript is spliced from 2 exons.